Messenger RNA from Rosa chinensis, 1515 nucleotides. RefSeq names its product surfeit locus protein 1. The record is from RefSeq and is a predicted model, not a curated record. Gene Ontology annotation, cellular component: membrane. NCBI's taxonomy places the organism in Eukaryota, Viridiplantae, Streptophyta, Magnoliopsida, Rosales, Rosaceae. The coding region runs from base 62 to 1117 and encodes 351 amino acids. The transcript has 7 exons.
ACUGCUAAAACCCUGAUCGGAGCUAGAAACACAAAAACCAAAUGUGAGAUUCAUCAUCAACAUGGCAACAACAAAAACCUCCAUUGCCAAAACCAUAACCAAGCUCUAUACUUGUAAUAGUAAUAGUGGGUCCCUCUCUUCCAUUCCCAAUCAUUUGGGUUCAUUUCAGUCUUCUUCCUUGUUCAGCUCCUCUACUUCUGCAGCUUCCUCAGUUGCCGAGUCCCAAUCAACAGUCUCGUCCCAAGCUUCAGAGAGGGAAAGGUCUAGAUGGUCGAAAUGGCUGCUGUUUCUUCCUGGAGCUAUUACUUUUGGCCUUGGAACUUGGCAGAUUGUCAGAAGGCAAGAAAAGAUAAAAAUGCUAGACUAUAGACGGAAAAGGUUGGAGAUGGAACCUUUGAAAUUCAACAGUGUUUCUCCAUCAAGUGAAGAAUUGGAUAAUUUGGAGUUUAGAAGAGUGUUAUGCAAGGGACAUUUUGAUGAGAGCAGGUCAAUCUAUGUGGGCCCUCGUUCAAGAAGCAUAUCAGGAGUAACUGAAAAUGGCUACUAUGUCAUUACACCCCUUUUGCCAAUUUCUGACAAAGCUGAGAGUUCACAGCCUCCAAUAUUGGUCAACAGAGGAUGGGUCCCCCGCAGUUGGAAAGAUAAGUCUUCAGAAUUUUCACAAGAUGAUGAACAACCUUCUAACAUAACGCCAACCGUUGUCAAAGAGGAGGAAAGAGCAUCUUGGUGGAGGUUCUGGUUAAAGAAGCCUAAAGUUGUUGAGGAUCACCCCCCUACACGUGCUCCUGAUGAAGUUGUUGGAGUAAUACGAGGGAGUGAAAAGCCUAGUAUAUUUGUUCCACCAAAUGAUCCAAACUCUGGCCAGUGGUUCUAUGUUGAUGUUCCUGCAAUUGCUCGUACUUGUGGACUUCCUGAGGAUACUAUUUACAUUGAAGACAUACAUGAAGAUGUCAAUCCCAGUAACCCGUAUCCACUUCCAAAAGAUGGCAGUACCUUGAUUCGGAGUUCAGUCAUGCCUCAGGACCAUCUAAAUUAUACUUUGACAUGGUAUUCUCUCUCUGCAGCAGUUACAUUUAUGGCUUUCAUAAGACUAAGACCAAAAAAGAUCCGCAGAUAACAGAGACUCCAUUGAGUGACAUCCACAACUUUUUAGAACACGAGAAAUGAGAAACUCUUGUGUUUCAUCCCUUUUUCCUUCUUUGAUUUCAUGAGGGAAGAGGUCUUGUGGGAAGAAGUAAAGAAACCAUAUGUGAAAUUGACUGCUGUAAUGUGACCUAUGUUUGGGAACAAGGGAAGGCCAAAGUUUUGAUCGUAAAGUUUAAGUUUAGAAGUUUUCAGUGCAGUCACGGUUUUCGGUUGUUACCAUCUUCAUCUUGCGGCAUAAUAAAGAAGAAAGCAUUCAUUCAUGUUGGUCGGACAAUGAUACAAAAAAUUCAUUUGUGAUUCCUUUUGCCUAUGUGAUGCUCUGCAUUCUUGUAUUAGAUUGUAACCAUCUUCAACAAUUUCAGUCAUUCA